Molecule: messenger RNA, 864 nt
Organism: Daldinia childiae
Lineage: Eukaryota; Fungi; Ascomycota; Sordariomycetes; Xylariales; Hypoxylaceae
Exons: 4
Coding region: 1-864 (287 amino acids)
Source: RefSeq, a predicted model, not a curated record
AUGUCUGGACACAGCUACGCAAUUAAUCAACACGGCAAUAUUGGCCUAGUUCAAGCAGUCCACUACGGGGACAACGUUUUCUAUGGUAAUACCGAUAGACCCCUGACCUUGAAGCAUGUUGCGCUGGAGACGCACAAGAAGGUGAAGUCAGAGUGGGAGGAAUAUAGAACAUGUGAUUGGCUGCUGCGGGAAAAUGAUUUUCAGUUGUGGGAGAAACUGGAUAGGGAGGUUUCUUUUCUUUGGAUUCAUGGUCGCCCUGGGUGUGGAAAAUCAACAUUGAUGUCUCGUGUCAUCGAGAGCAUAUAUCAUCAAUUCAUGGAACAAGGCCCUGAAACUAUCCACCUGCUUUAUUUUUAUGUCGGCUUUGGCGAUGAUCAAGAAAAGGAUACGCUUUAUCGAAAGAUGCUGAUGACAUUUUGGGAGCAAGCAACUAACGAAUCUAAUCAACAAUCGAUCAAUACAUUCGGAAAUCAUUCUACCAUCGAGUUAAUCGAAAACAAAUUACAUAAAUUUCUAACCUUUUCGAAACGCAACGUAUAUCUCGUCAUUGAUGCACUAGAUCAACUUCCCCUGGAUUCUCAAUAUCAAAUUCUCAACGGCCUAACCGCAUUGGCCCAAAAGCUCAGGAAUGAAACGGACGGCAGCCGUCUUAGCGUAGCUAUCAGUUCUCGUGAUUGCAACGGCAUAGAUCAACUGAAAACAUAUCGAGUAUUCCCAAUCGAAGUCACAGCGGGAAGAAACAAGCGUGAUAUAGAAAUAUACCUUCAGAAAUGUCUCGAAUCAAAAUCGAAACUGUUUCAGAAAAGACCAGACCUUGGGGAAAAGGUCUUUAACCACUUAAGUGCAAAAGCGGAUGGCAUGUAA